AUCCUCUUCAUCCACAUGGUGAUCAACGAUGCCAUCCAGCUGACUGUCACCAUCAUGCUUUUCAUCCUCAGCUACAUCUUCUACAAGAUUAACGUCGCCUUCUGCUGCUUCUUCAUCCUGGUGGCAGUCUUCACCACCAGAAACACCCCUGUCAACUUAGCUGCCAUGGCCAUCGAGCGCUACAUAGCCAUAUGCGAACCUCUGCGGUAUACCCAAAUCUGCACCGUGAGGAGGACCUACAUCGUCAUCGGGAUGAUUUGGUUUAUCUGUGUGGCUCCUGAUAUUACAGAUCUGUUUGUAACACUUGCAACCGAGUCUCUGAGCUUCUUUCAUGAGUCGGUGUUCUGCUUGCGCCAGAAUGUGUUCAAAGACCCGAUCCUGGCGUACAAAAGGCAAGCCGUUGAUAUCAUCUACUUCUCCUGUGUGUUUCUGAUUCUGGUCGUCACCUACUUGAGGAUCCUGUUUGCAGCCAGAGCCCUCUCCACAGAUAAGACAUCAGCCCAGAAAGCCAGGAACACCAUCCUCCUCCACGGGGCCCAGCUGGCUAUGUGCAUGCUCUCCUACGUCUCUCCUAGCGUGGAGGUGGUCCUGCACAUCAUCUUCCCAGGUCGGAUCCUCGAAAUCAGAUUUGCAAACUACCUGAUCGUCUACAUCCUGCCCCGUUUUCUGAGUCCAAUCAUCUACGGUGUCAGAGACAAGAAGUUCAGGGAGUACCUCAGGAUGUACUUUCUGAGCAACAGAUGCAGAAACAAAGAGAAGAAAGUAACGCCCGAGGACAAAGACCACUUAUAGAGACUUGUAUAGUGCUUGAA
Molecule: messenger RNA, 812 nt
Organism: Haplochromis burtoni (Burton's mouthbrooder)
Lineage: Eukaryota; Metazoa; Chordata; Actinopteri; Cichliformes; Cichlidae
Product: odorant receptor 131-2
Exons: 1
Coding region: 16-792 (258 amino acids)
Biological process (GO): G protein-coupled receptor signaling pathway
Cellular component (GO): membrane
Molecular function (GO): G protein-coupled receptor activity
Source: RefSeq, a predicted model, not a curated record